AUGAGGCUUCAGGUCGUCACACUAGUGUUGCAGCUCCACGAAGGUGUGAGCGCACUGGAGCACGUUUCUGAUGUUAUUUCUUCCUACCUGGGGCCCCCGCCCAAUCUGUCGCUAGCUCGAGCUUGCACGUUCGGGUCGACGCCGCUGCUGGACUGGAUCUGGGAGAGUAGCUGCACGACUGAAGUUGACAGGAAGCCUAACUGGACGUUGACGAACUACCUGCGAUCGGAGAUUCGCUACGGGGAAUGGCAGUUCAACGAGCCUAUGGUUGUCGCUGCGCAGAGAGGGAAUUUGGCUAUCUUGCAGUGGCUUCUUGACCACUAUUCGGAAUGCAGCGUUGAUAAAACGGUGGUGGAAGCAGCCGCACAAGCAGGGCGCUGCAAUUUCUACACCAACAAGCUCGGUCUUAGCCACCCGACCGUGAUGCGCGAUGCAGCGGCGCUUGGCCAUCUCAAGGUGGCAAAGUUGCUGCAAGCGCGCUGUGGACUGCGCGUCAACCGAGAAGAGGCCAUCUUCUUAGCAGCAGCAAAUGGACAUUUGGAUGUGGUGCAGUGGCUGUAUGAGACGCCUGCAGCCACGUCGUCUGGCGCGUUCCAUCCUGGCCCUGCUUGGUUUGGUAAAAUCUACGUUCAAGACGACCCCAUAGUCAAGGACCUGCAAACUUCCAGUGCAAAACCUGCGACUGCGAUGGACGCAGCUGCAAUAUUUGGGCACUUGGACGUCGUUCGCGGAAAUUUAGAGGGUGGAGGUCGCUUGAUCCCACGCGCAACUACGACGGCGAUGGACGGCGCGGCUGCAAUGGGGCAUUUGGAAGUUGUAAAGUGGCUGCACGCGCGUCGGAGCGAGGGGUGCACGAUGCGUGCGCUGGACGGAGCAAUAGCAAACAACCACUUCGAUGUGAUGGAGUGGCUCUUUGCCAAUCGGUCGGACGGGUUCUCACUGGCAGCGCUCUGCUCCGAAACGGAAGAGCUCACUUCUCUUCGCUCGCUGCAGUGGUGCGUCAACAUUGGCGGAACAGAAGAGCUCCAACUGACUGACAUGAAGCUGAAGGCCGUCACGCUGGUGCUGGGGCGCCACGAUGGAGUCAACUCACUGGAAGACGUUUCUGGUGCUAUCUCUUCCUACCUGGGCCCCCCGCCCAACCUGUCGCUAGCGCAAGCUUGUACGUUCGGGUCGACGUCGCUGCUGGAUUGGAUCUGGGCGAGUAGCUGCUCAACUGAAGCUGACAGGAAGCCUAACUGGAAGUUGACGAACUACCUUCGGUCCCAUGCUGGCUACAGCAAGUGGCAAUUCACCGAGGCUAUGACUGUGGCUGCAGCCACAGGAGACGUCGACGUGUUGAUCUGGCUACUGGAGCACUCUCCAGGUUUUAAAGUGGAGGCGUCCGUGGUGGAGGCAGCAGCAAAAGCUGGUCAGUUAUCCGCGCUGCAGCUCCUGAGCCAAGAGUGCGCCGCGCCACAACCAGGCACUGGAAAUCAAGAGACCCAGCGUCGUUACAGUCGUUCGGAGGUUGUGAAGUGGUUGCUGGAGCGUGGCGUUUCCACCGUUUCGGCUGAGGAAUGCACGAGUCUGGUCUCAAAUGCAGCAGAGAACGGAGAUGUUGUGUUGGUGCAAUGGCUCAUCGCGCAUGACAAGCAUUACAUCGAUCAACAUAUCGCUGGGGAUGACACUGGUGACGACGUGUUGCAGUGGCUUCUGGCCAGGAGCAGUGACGAGAACUACCUGCCACUCUUGCGGCACUUGCUGUGCGCCUCGACGGCAAGUGGCCGCAUUGAUUUUGUCAAGAGAAUUAUCGAGCUCCGUCAGUCUCACGCCCAACAGUACGAAGAUGAGCUGGAGCAAGCGUUUGUGGUGGCGUGUUCUAGCGGGCAGCUCGAAGUUGUGAAGUGGAUACUGGACCAGGGUCUCGGGCGUCGCAUGGACAAGUAUCCGUCUGACGUUAUGCAUAAUGCAGCCUCACGCGGUCACCUCGCCAUUGCAAAAUUGCUCCACAACCAACGCGGACACCAAGUCAGCGCAGCUGAGACGAUGUUUUACGCGGCGGGUUAUGGGCAUCUAGCAGUGGUGCAGUGGCUUCAUGAAUUAUUCGGGGAAGCUACACCUGGUGGGAUAUUCCAAAGUCUGCCGACCUCUUCUGUCUGCUCGUGGACCAAACUCGGUGGUCUGUUUCUGGGGAUUGGUGAACGAGAAGUCGUCCGCUCGAUUGUCAAUGAGCCAAUCCACUCCGUCGACGUGCCGGUUAUUCGCAGCCUCAACCAGCACUAG
Phytophthora sojae is the source of this 2265-nucleotide messenger RNA. RefSeq lists its product as hypothetical. The transcript has 6 exons. Bases 1 to 2265 code for a protein of 754 amino acids. Lineage: Eukaryota; Oomycota; Peronosporomycetes; Peronosporales; Peronosporaceae. Gene Ontology annotation, molecular function: protein binding. The record is from RefSeq and is a predicted model, not a curated record.